UUUAGGAAGUGGUUUUUUAGAAAAGGCGACUGCAACGCAUUGAAACUACCUGAAAAAAAAAGACCUGAAAAUCACAGCAGAACCAGGGAGCAUAAAGAAGAAGAAGACUCCAGCAGUGAUCACAUCAUGCAUCUGCAGAUAUGGCGUCCGCUUUCUUUGAUGUGCCGUGUGUUUGUCCAGAAAAACACACAGACAAACUGACACAUGCAUGCACACAGAGCACAUCGUUGUUGUGUGUCCCUGAAUGCUGCGCCUGUGUGUAAAGAGCAGGCACAAUGAGAAGCACCCUCCAAAAGCUGAUGAAUGACAUAUAAAGCAGAGGAGGAAACUAAAUCACUUUGUGUUCUCCUCCCUCAGCUCUAAUCGUUGUGCGAUGGAUCGGUCUCUUCUGGGCCGACUGUCGGCCCGGGGCUGCUGCUCCUCCAGCACCCUGAAGGCCUGGCUGCCAAUCCUCUCCUGGCUGCCCAGGUACAAGCUGGAGUGGCUUCAGAUGGAUCUGCUCGCAGGCCUCACCGUCGGGCUGACGACUGUACCGCAGGCGCUGGCUUACGCUGAAGUAGCCGGCCUCCCCGUGCAGUACGGACUCUACUCUGCCUUCAUGGGGGGGUUCGUGUACACCCUCCUGGGGACGUCUAAGGAUGUGACACUGGGUCCCACGGCCAUCAUGUCUCUGCUGUGUGCCUCCGUGGUGGGGGGGCAGCCGCACCGGGCCGUGCUGCUCAGCCUGCUCUGUGGACUCAUCCAGGCUGGAAUGGCAUUACUGAGAUUAGGUUUCCUCCUGGACUUCAUCUCUUUUCCUGUAAUAAAAGGCUUCACUUGUGCUGCUGCGGUAACCAUUGGCUUUGGCCAGGUCAAGAAUAUUCUGGGCCUCCAGGGCGUUCCUCAGGAGUUCUUCCUGGAGGUUUACUACACCUUCUACAAGAUCCCAGAGGCCAGGAUAGGUGAUGUGGUGCUGGGCCUGCUUUGUCUCGCUCUGCUGGUCAUGUUGUUGUUUAUGAAGACAAGUCUGGGCUCUGAGGACGCUCCCACCUGCUCCAGGGUCGCCAGGAAACUAGUGUGGAUUGUCGCUACCAUGCGUAACGCUGUUGUGGUCGUGGCUGCAUCCUUAGUAGCAUUUUCCUGGAAUGCUUACGGUCAUCCCGUGUUUACGGUCACUGGGAAGACUUGCCAGGGGCUCCCUCCGUUCAGACCUCCACCCACCUCAGACACCACAGCCAACGGUACCGUCGUCUCCUUUGGAGAGAUUGUAGAGGCCUUUGGAGGAGGGCUCGCUGUGAUUCCCUUCAUGGGUCUGUUGGAAAGCAUUGCUAUUGCUAAAGCUUUUGCCAGUCAGAACGACUACAGAAUUGAUGCCAACCAAGAGCUGCUGGCAAUUGGUGUGACCAACAUCCUGGGCUCCUUUGUGUCAGCCUACCCCGUCACUGGCAGCUUUGGGAGGACAGCAGUGAACUCCCAGACUGGUGUCUGCACUCCAGCUGGAGGGAUCGUCACCAGUGUGAUAGUGUUGCUUUCACUGGCGUUUAUCAUGCCGGCCUUCUACUACAUCCCCAAAGCCUCUCUAGCUGCUGUUAUCAUCUGCGCGGUAGCUCCCAUGGUGGAUUAUCGUGUCGUCGCCAAGAUGUGGAAGAUACGCAAGCUGGACCUGCUGCCGUUUGUUGUGACCUUCCUGAUGAGUUUCUGGCAGGUGCAGUACGGCAUCGUAGGAGGUAUAGCUGUAUCUGGAGCUCUGCUGCUGUACAACACGGCAAGACCACAGAUAAAGGUGUCUGAUCACGGUGUGCUGGUGAUGGAGUUGGGCAGUGGACUGAGUUUUCCUGCAACAGAGUAUCUCAGCCACUUCAUACACACUCAGGCUCUGCAGGCGUCUCCUCCGCGCUCAGUGGUCCUGGAUUGCCAUCACGUCAGCACCAUAGAUUACACAGUGAUCAGCGAGCUCAGGGACCUGCUGAGGCAGUUCAGACUGCGAGAAGUGCGACUGAUCUUUUCCAGAUUGCAGCUCUCUGUUCUAGAGCUUCUCCUAGCCGCUGAUCUGCAAGGCUUCACGUUUACAGACAGCGUGGAGGCGGCGCUGCAGAUGGAGUCGGAGAGCUUGAACACUGAUCAGUGACUUUUCUGACCUGGGAUUAUUGAGCUGUUAUCAAGUUUGAAAGUGACGAACUACCUCCAACAACUGAUUCACUGGCUGUUAGGUGUACAGCUCAACUUGACUUGAAUCAUCUCUGAGACAAAAGCACGAAACAUUGCACCGGAAGUCUAAUAGUGUUUUAUAGCAUUUUAUAUUCUUUUAAGGGACAUUAUGCUUUUUUUGUGAUUGAGGAGGGAAUGAGAGAAAUAAUAUUUAACGAAAUAUAAAUAUUUUAACUAACAGAGAGCUCCCUCUGUUACAUAAAAGGGCUGAAGGUGAUCUUCAAGGGACCAAAUCUAAGUUUACACAAAAGUAAUAGUGACAACAAGUUUUUUUUAAAGUUUAGUUUAGCUUAUUUGCACAAUUUAAAAAUAUAAAAAACAUAACAUUGAUAAAUGAUAUUACAUUGCAGGAAGAGGCAGAAAGCCCACUGGGCUUAUUUGAAGCCUCCACCUAUAUAAUAUUUUAAAAAAUCACAAUACUAUAAGGAAUACAAAAAGAAAAUACAUUUGGUAGGAAAUAUUGUUGAAAAAUCAUUUUUACAAGAUAUGUGUGCUAACACAUGUGCCACCUGUCAUUAUGUAUGUAUCUAUGUAAAGAAAAAUUGUGAUUGGUUUCUCUUAUUUUUUUAAGUUGGAAAAGAAAAUGGUUUUAAUGGACUCAUCCCAAUGACUGAUUGAGUGACAUAUUAACCGAAAUCCCCACAUCUGUACGAGGAUUUUUUCAGAAUAAAAAGUUUACAUUUUCAUAUGACUUGGUGGUUAUAGUGAAGUCACCUGAUUAGUCCCAGCAUCGUUUCAUGUACAUUGUUGUCGCCAUGGAGGAUCUCUAAUGCCAAAUAUUAAGAGUGAUUCAUUCGUGGACAAGCAGCAUUAAGUGAAAAGUUUUUCUUGCAAGCAGAGGUUUCUGGUUAUAUACACAUCACAAACUAUGAAUCCACAAGGUGGCUUUGAUACACUGAGUAAGCCUAAUGUGAAAUCUGUGACAAGAGUUUUACAAAACUGGAAGUGUCUACCAAUGCAUGGCCUGAACAACUCUUUGCUUGCUUUAGACAACAAACAGACAUUAGGUUGUAUUUAUAUUUUCUAAUCCCUGCAAAAUGUUCUACUUUGCAGAGAUUAGUUUCCACCCAUAAUCCAUCAAUUGUGUCUCCAGUUUUAGUGAUUAUUAACCAGGUUGUUAUGUCACUGGGAAAGUUCAUGAUCAGAGACCGGUGAAAAUAUAAAGAAGUGGGUUGUCAGGGCUACUAUGAGUUCUGUAUGGUUUAUCUUGAGAAACUGUUAGUAAAGCUGUUCAUGUCUUCUGUCUAGUAAGAAAUGUUGAGAUAGGAAACAAACAUUUCCAUUUAUGACAAAGUUUAAAACAACCAUCAAGUUCAACGUUAUUCUGUCACUGUUGAUGUCUCAUCAGUGAAAGUGUUUGAGCAAAUGUACUCAAAUACAUCCCGAGAAGUACACAAACAUUACAUGCUUUCUUACCAAUGUCUCGGCCUGUGUGACGGAAAGUUGUUUUUGAGUCAGGCUUUUUUUUUGAACGAUGCCCAACUCUUUAAGGAAAUGUUUUAUCUCUUUGUAGAUAAUUAAUUUACCAGCAUCAAGUGUUGUAUAAUAUUAUCAGCUCUCUUGUCUUGUAGAACAAAGCACUGGGUCAACUAUUACCUUAUAAAUCACUAAAGAGGAAGAGAGUUUUGAAAUAUGAGGAAGGGCCACAAUGAUUCCAGUUAAUAUUGAUAAGAUGUGCACAGCAAUAAAACAAAAACACAAUACAUCAAGUUGAGAAUGUGAGAAAGGUUAUCCACUCUGGCGUGCAGUGUUUUGUUUUUUUCUUUAAAUUUCAAAGUUUAAAAAAUUAAACCUUUUCAAAAGCAGGACAGUUAAAAACAUGAUGCAGAAAUAUAUGCUAUACAGUAAAAGUUACUUGUUAAUAGAUGAGAUGUGCAGUGCCAGUUUAAUGCAUGCAUGAUCUAUACUUGUUACUGUAUGACCGAACUUCCUUGUACUCUAUUUGAUAAAAUAAUCUUAAUUCAUGGUCCACUUUUAGAAAUGGAUGACAGUUUUUUUUUUAUUAGUCAAACUGAGUAAGACCAUGACUAAAAGAUACUCUUGAAAACUCAU
Messenger RNA from Anoplopoma fimbria (sablefish), 4239 nucleotides. RefSeq names its product solute carrier family 26 member 11 (gene slc26a11). Lineage: Eukaryota; Metazoa; Chordata; Actinopteri; Perciformes; Anoplopomatidae. Gene Ontology annotation, biological process: transmembrane transport. Gene Ontology annotation, molecular function: secondary active sulfate transmembrane transporter activity. Gene Ontology annotation, cellular component: membrane. The record is from RefSeq and is a predicted model, not a curated record. The transcript has 15 exons. The coding region runs from base 374 to 2107 and encodes 577 amino acids.